Molecule: messenger RNA, 636 nt
Organism: Westerdykella ornata
Lineage: Eukaryota; Fungi; Ascomycota; Dothideomycetes; Pleosporales; Sporormiaceae
Exons: 2
Source: RefSeq, a predicted model, not a curated record
AUGACGAAGCUAUGGGGCCUCGAUCUCAGCGAGCUUCGCUGGAACAAACUGCGCAGCGAGAACAUGUGGUACAACCGCGACUAUCACCACAGGCGGACAAGGUUCAUCUGCUAUCAUGCGGCCACGAUAUUCUGUGUUAUCAGUGAGUGUUUGGGGACGAAGGCACUGGCCGACUACGCCAGUAUCCAGCCCUCCAUCGCCGCGAGCACACAGCCCCCUUUCCAAACCGACACCACUCUCUUCAUCGCCGCCGCUGCCUUCAACAUCUUCGCUGGCGUCUACGUCGCCGCCGUCUUCGGCACCGCCUUCUUCUUCGACCUCUUCUGGCCCGACCGCAAGGAGAGUCGCGCCGUCAAGCGGGCCUGGGCCAUUUGCUCUGUCCUGGCCUGCUGCGUCACACUGACCUCCGUCGCCUUUCUGACGCACGUCGUCUCGAACAAGUCUGUGCGCGUCACGGACGAGAUGGGUGUUGACAGGGUUCUGACAGACUACCAUGGCCCGCCUCUGAGGUACAGUGAGAAUGCCUUCGCCGUCGCUGUUACGGCUUUCAUGUGGGUGGGUUGCUUGUGCACCUUCCUCAGCACAGUCUACCUCAUUGAGAAUCACUUCCACAUCAGAAAGUUCGGGGCCAAGUCC